Messenger RNA from Cylicocyclus nassatus, 1059 nucleotides. The record is from the annotation of a GenBank genome assembly. Lineage: Eukaryota; Metazoa; Nematoda; Chromadorea; Rhabditida; Strongylidae.
AUGCGCACGGCUAUUAUUUGUAGACGGAUUAAGUCGCCAUCACCGAUGCUCAUAUAUCAUCUUCUAACAGUUGUUACGGUCUCUUACACUCGCUAUUUCGAUGUUUGCCCGUCGAGAAAAAUCUCAAUUGGUGCUUGUUUGUCCGGGCUCUGUCCUCUUGGAGCUGAGUGUAUAAAUAAUUACUGUUGUAAGGAAAAAAUUGUUGCGACUACGAUAGAAAACGAGGAGAUUGAACGUUACGGUAAAUGCAGAGAUGGGCAGGACGCCACUGGUGAAUGCGCUUUGAAGCUCUGUCCAUCAGGAUACAUUUGCGUAGAUAGUCUCUGCUGCGCUGAUAACCACACCACAACUUUCAAGAUAUCAACUACAACACUGACCACACCUGGAUCCAUAAGCAUAGUCAGUGCCAAGACCUUCGUCCACACCAUUCUUCCACUCACAUCACCUUCCCCAUCUGGCUCUUCCGCCUCGUCAGAGUCUGUCGACGGAGCCCAUGUACUGGAGAUGACAGACGAACCAAACUUAGUAGAGUGGACACCCCGGAUAGGUAACCAAGGAGACAAAAAUGGAGAUACACGUGGGAUCGAGACAUCUACCGUGAAUAUGACAGAGAUAGAUUCGCGACACUCCAAAGAGCUCAAGCCAAACGAAUCCAAAGAAAUUGAGAUUACUGGAUUUGAAACUGAAAGUACUCGAAGGACACCAGUAACUACGGCAAAGCGCACAAUCAGCGCUCACGAAACAACGGUUCCUGCAUGGGAAUUUACGGAAACUUCCGUUGACACUACGAGACUACAAGAGCAGCUGUGCCCUGUAGGAGACUCUAUUGGAGAGUGCAUAAGCGACCAAUGCCCAGAAGGCCAUACUUGUUUUCAAAACGCCUGCUGUAUUAUAACUCCGCAGAUCAACUGUACCGACUCCCUCAAAGGAUGUCUGCCGCAUCUUUGCGGUAAGAGAGGGUACACAGAGUUCACAACUUCUAAAUGUGCCAAAACAUGUGCGAGAUGUCAUGCAUACGAGCUGGCGAGUGACCUAUGGUUUUUUAUGAAAGGUUCAUAA